AUGCGAAGUCCCAGUGGGGUGACGAGCAAGUGGGAGACACAGUGGGCUGGGCAGUGGAAGAACUCCCCAAGCUGGUGGAAGCGAAGGAGACAGUGUGGCGAGGCGGGGAGAGGAGUGAACGUACCUUCGGGAGGACAAGCCAGUCACUUCCCAGUCUCGUGUCUCAGUUCGGGCCUUGAGGAUCGGUCGGGACGGUUGUCUGGCCGAGGCGGAGGCGCGUGCGAGAGGGGCGUGGACGGACGGAAGCCGACGACGCUCGUGAUCAUGGCUCUGACCAGCGGUAGCCCGUGGCCUUACGCCCUCCUCGCUCUGGCGCUGCUGACGACGGCCCCUGCGCUCACGGAGGGCGUCGCCGGAUCCAACCGAGUCCCCGGCCUCACCCUGACGCAGACGGUGAGGGCGGAGCAGGACCUCGAGCCACUGCUGGACCUGAAGCACAGCCACGAGUCGGUGUUGGACUCUGAGGGCAUCAUGACUGUGUUCUGGACUCCGGACCUGCAGAAGGAGGAGGUGACGUUCGAAAUCCACGCCAGGACCAUGGGCUGGCUCGGGUUCGGUUUCUCUUCGUCAGGAGGAAUGAGGGGCUCGGAUAUCCUCAUUGCAUGGGUGAAAGAUGGGCAGGCAUUUGCACAGGACCGUCACGGCGUUGGCAACCGCGUACCUGUCCUGGACGACCACCCUGACUGGGAGCUGUUGGGUGGGCGUGAGAAUGGCACCCACACGACCGUCGUUGUCAGGAGGGCUAUUAACACCUGUGAUGAGCAGGAUUUUCGUCUGACGAACGAGACUGUGCGUUUUAUAUACGCGUAUGACAGUGAAGACCCCCCCGAAGAUGGUGACAUAUAUUACCAUGGACCUCGCAGGGGUAACAGGUUCGCCUUGGUUCUAUUGCCCUUCCAUCACAGAGAACCAACACCUGAUAUACAGACAUGGGAAAUCAGCCAGAGAGUGGCAUUGCCCAAUGGCGUUGACACCUUCUACUGGUGCCACAUCGAGAAGGUGCCAAAGUGGAGGAAGAAGCACCAUUAUAUCGGGUUUAGCAUGAUAUACGGAGAGAACUCGCGAGCUCACCUACACCACACGCUAGGGUUUGAGUGCAACGUACCUGACGGGCGGAGACAGCAUGAAGUCUAUGAGAGAUAUGUUGGCCAUGAGGGGUAUGAGUGCUACACACCCAACAUGCCGCCUGAUUUCAACUUCUGCGAAAAAUUCCUCAUCAACUGGGCCAUUGGUAGUGAGGGUGAAAUGCUCCCCGACCACGUGGGUUUUCCCCUUGGCGAAGAUCACGGGGGGUCGACCUACCUGCUCUUCCAGACGCAUUACGACAACGCCCGUUAUGCGAGAGACGUCGCGGUGGAAUGGGGGAUGAAGAUCUAUUAUACUGAGAAGAUAAGGGAGAAGGACGCGGGGAAUCUCGCCGUGGGUCACUCGAUCGUCUUCUCCCUGACGGUGCCGCCCAGGAGGUUAGACUGGGUCACGGCAGGUCACUGUUCGUCAGACUGUACUCGCGACACUAUCCCUGAGGACGGAGUGAAUGUCUUCAUGAUUUUCCUCCAUGGUCAUUAUACAGCUCGCAGCAUCAAACUGAGACACUUCCGAAACGGCCGCGAACUGGCGCCACUCGGAGAAGACAAGAACUUCGACGCCAAUUUCCAGCAGGCAAGAAUUCUGAGCGAGCCGGUGAAGAUUUACCCUGGAGAUCACCUGACUGUUGAGUGCCGCCAGGACAGUCGCGACCGGCCCAACGCCACCUUCGCCGGGUGGGGCGCCAGAGACGAGAUGUGCCACGCCUUCCUCAGCAUGUGGCCCAGGAUCCCCAUGGCCGCCUGCAGGUCCUCGCCCCAUCUGGACACGCUGAGAGACGCCUGGAAGAUCAAGUCCUUCCCCCGUGACCUCGACCUGUACAAGUACGAGUUUGACCCCUGGCUCGGCAACCAAGGCGGAAUCAACUACCAGAAGUAUAUCAACGGCUUGCCUUGGGACAAACUCAACUUGGAGAAGAUCAACGAGAAACUGCGCCGAGGUCGCCAUUCCAACAAGUGUCAGUACAACUACGGCAUGAAGAUUGAGAUGGCACGCGAGGAGACCAAAUACCCGCCGGUGCCAGAAUACGUGGAGCCAGUCGAGAGCAAGUGCCGUAGAACACCUGAUGCCUCUGUCUUUGGUGGCACUGUUACCGGCGUAGGUGCCAGGAAUGCCCCCGUUCUGCUCGGAACAGCUGUCGCUCUCAUGUGGGUUUUUGCGAUGCACUAACAUGUAUGGCGUUGAUUUGAGGGUUUCUUGCAGCAGAGUUUAGUUUGUUAUUUUGAACUGUACAAAUAUGCGUCGCGUAGGACUAUGUGCAUAGACUUGCACACAAGAAAAAACACAAGAAGUACAUACACUCUCGGAUACAUGCACAUACAUAAUUACACGCACACACGUACGCUCAUAUAUACAGUAUACACGUAUGCGUGUGUAUGUACACACACAUACAUAUAUACCUCUCUCUCUCUCUCUCUCUCUCUUUCUCUCUCUUUAUAUACAUACAUAUAUAUA
Molecule: messenger RNA, 2538 nt
Organism: Penaeus indicus
Lineage: Eukaryota; Metazoa; Arthropoda; Malacostraca; Decapoda; Penaeidae
Product: DBH-like monooxygenase protein 1 homolog
Exons: 15
Coding region: 1-2253 (750 amino acids)
Biological process (GO): octopamine biosynthetic process; norepinephrine biosynthetic process; dopamine catabolic process
Cellular component (GO): secretory granule membrane
Molecular function (GO): dopamine beta-monooxygenase activity; copper ion binding
Source: RefSeq, a predicted model, not a curated record